AUGGCGGGUUCAUCGUCACACUCUUCGAACAAAACCCAUCUUCAAGAUCCAAAUCCACCUCCAUUUUCUUCUUCAAUGCCCGCCAAACCCCCAAAAAUUCCUGAAAUUUUCAAGAAAACCACCAUAAUCAACAAGCUUUGGGAGCUCAUUUACCUUUUAGUUAUCGGCAUUGCUAUUUGUUAUGGAUUAUUUAGCAGAAAAAUGAAUAGUGUUCAUAGUUCCGAUGAAUCGGAUGGUGCAAAAGAAACAUAUUUGUCUGAGAUUUCACAUAUUUCAUCGAUUUUCGAAGAUGGGGUUAAGAGUCCAUACGUGUUUGAAGAGAGAGAUUCUGAAUUUGGAAAUGGGUUUCGUAAAUCUGAUAGGAAGAAGCUAAAUCAGAGUUUUAUAGGGGAAUCCAUGGUUGUUAUUGAUGACAAAAACUUUGUUCUUGAGCAAUUAAGUAAACGCAGAACAAUCAAACAAAAUCUUGGUUCUAAAAGUUUGGAUUCUGCUGCUGUGAAAUCAGUACUUCAAGAUUCUUCUUCAACUUUUGGGGAUGAAAUAAAAAAGGGAAAGUUUAGGGGUUUGGUUCCAAUCAAGUUAGAGGAGAAGUUCAGAGAAACUGUUUCUGAUUCCAAUUCAGAUUUUGAUUCCAACUCUCAAAUUCCAUUGAAUUGGCGUUCAAAAUCAAUGAGAUCGGAGAAAAUACCAGAUGAAACUUCGCAUUUUACAAAACCUUCUGUUGGGAUUCUUGACUUAAGAUCACAAUCAAUGAGAGUUUCCACGCCAACCCAGAUGAAGAAUUCUGCAGAUAACAAAGAAUCGAAAGGUGAAACAUCAUUCGCGGAAUCUAAACCUCGAGAAUUUAGCUUUGAUUCUUCUUCUGAGAUGAAAAAUCUUUCAGAUUCUAAAGAAAUCCAGAAAGAUACUAUAAAAGAUUCUUCAAAUUCGAUUCAAAAACCUCCCCCUGUUGCCAAUACUUACAAAAGGGGUAAAUCCGUUAGAACUAAGAGACCUAACGAACAAGCUUUCAAAGCAAAAACCGAAACUAUUCCAAAUCAAACUGUUACUGAAAUUGAAACGGGAUCAAAUUUGGGAAACAAUGCAACGAAUGUGAAUCUUGAUGACUACUUGAGUGACCAUGAACCGCAUUCUGGUGAGGUUGAUAGGAAAGCCGAUGAAUUUAUUGCCAAGUUUAGAGAGCAGAUUAGGCUUCAGCAAGUGGCCUCAGCUAGAAGAUUAAAUCUUAUCUGA
Lactuca virosa is the source of this 1233-nucleotide messenger RNA. The record is from the annotation of a GenBank genome assembly. NCBI's taxonomy places the organism in Eukaryota, Viridiplantae, Streptophyta, Magnoliopsida, Asterales, Asteraceae.